Penicillium concentricum is the source of this 189-nucleotide messenger RNA. RefSeq lists its product as uncharacterized. The record is from RefSeq and is a predicted model, not a curated record. The transcript has 2 exons. Lineage: Eukaryota; Fungi; Ascomycota; Eurotiomycetes; Eurotiales; Aspergillaceae. Bases 1 to 189 code for a protein of 62 amino acids.
AUGUCAGGUCAAGAUUCAAGCGUUGCGCCGCGCCAACGAAGCACCUCCGGGUCCGCAUUUUCCAAGCACGACGAGGCAUACGGGCAUCAGGCUCCAUUCGUCCCAGGCCCAGGCCGCCAUGCAAGUCGCCUAGAUCAUGUACAACGGCAGGGCCCGCUCGAUUACGACCAAACAUAUCCCAAUGAUUAA